UUUAAAAUCAAUUGUUUGAAUGUUUGAAUGUAUUAAUUGUUGAUUUUUAGUGACAAUUAUGAUAUAAUAUGUGAUAUUUUUUAUGGCAAUUAUUUAAUACAAAAAACAAAGUAUUAAAUAUUUUUAAAAUUGUAUUAAAACUAUUCAUAAAUUUAAACCAAUGGUUCAAAAACUAUUUCCACGUCGACUACGGCUACGAAUGGUAGCCUUACGGCGACCAUCGGCUCCAAUGGUGGCUAUGAUUGUCUUAGUAGUGAUUGUAUUGUUAUUAAUCACACACUUUGGCGGUGAUAAUCAUCAACCGUCAAGUGAUGAUAGUUUGAUUAACAACGCUCUGCCAUUAGUCGAUGAUAGUGCUGACAAAAGUGGUGAUCAAGUGGUCAGACCUCAAGUCAAUGAUCGGUCGACAAGAGGUACCGUUUAUAGAGAUGGAGUAUUAGGCAAUUAUGAGCCCAAGUCUAUUGCGGGACAACCGGCUAAUCGUCGACCGGGAGAUGAGGGACACAAAUAUCUGUUGGAAGGCGAAGGUAUCGAUUGGAAUGAAGUGAACUCCAAGAAGAACGAGUACGGCAUGAAUAUUGUUGCCUCCGAUCGCAUUCCAAUGGAUCGAUUGGUACCCGACUUAAGACACGAAGAGUGCAAAUACUGGCACUACUCGACAGACUUACCGUCGGCUUCAGUGGUCAUUGUCUUCCAUAACGAAGGCUUCUCAACGUUGUUGAGAACUGUUCACUCGGUUUUGUUGCGUUCGCCCAAAAAGUUUUUACGAGAAGUUCUUUUGGUCGACGAUUUCAGUGAUAGGGAACCACUUAAAGGACAAUUGGAUGACUAUAUAAUGCAACACUUCGGUGCUUUUGAGUACAACUGGUCGCCAAACAAUGAAAACCUUGACUUCGAGUCAUUGAAUGAUAGGUCCGGUAAAGUGAGACUCGUUCGCAACAAAGAGAGGUCUGGACUCAUCAGAAGUCGAGCUAAAGGAGCUGAAGAAGCAUUAGGUCAAGUGAUAGUGUUUUUGGACGCUCACUGCGAGGUUAACGCCAAUUGGUUGGUGCCGUUGUUGGCACCCAUAGCUAUCGAUGAACGCACAAUGACUGUACCCAUCAUUGAUGGCAUUGAUUCCAAUCAUUUCGAGUACAAACCUGUAUAUUCACGAAAUGAUCAACACUUUCGAGGCAUUUGGGAGUGGGGAAUGCUUUACAAAGAGAUAGAGUUGGAUAUGAAGAAUCAUACGAUAUCUCAUAGAGUGUCCGAACCGUACGACUCGCCCACACACGCGGGCGGACUGUUUGCUAUUUCCAAGAAGUUUUUCACAGAAUUGGGUGGAUAUGAUCCGGGAUUAUUGGUUUGGGGCGGAGAAAACUUUGAAUUGUCAUUCAAAGUAUGGCAAUGCGGUGGACGACUACAAUGGGUUCCCUGUUCACGGGUCGGCCAUAUAUACAGACCAUUCAUGCCUUACAGUUUCGGAUCGCUGGCUAACCAACGAAAAGGACCGUUGGUUUUGACAAAUUAUAAGCGAGUCAUCGAAGUUUGGUUCGAUGACAUAUAUAAAGAGUAUUUCUAUGCUCGCGAACCGAUGGCCCAGUUCUACGAUGCGGGAGAUAUAACAAAGCAGUUGGAGAUCAAAACUCGACUUAAUUGUAAAUCAUUUGAUUGGUUCGUCAAAUCUCACGCCUCGGAUGUGUUCAAAAACUUUCCAAGACUUCCGAUGAAUGUUAAGUGGGGUGAAGUCAGACACGUUCGGAGUGGUACUUGUCUGGACUCAGGCGGAUCACAACCGCCGUCAACCAUAUCAUUAUCCCAUUGUCACGGACACGGAGGCAACCAAUUGUUCCGAUUGAACCAAAAGGGACAGUUAGGUCUCGGGGAGAGGUGUGUGGACGCCAAUCGAGAUAAAAUGACACUAAUUUAUUGUAAGUUAGGCACUGUUAAUGGACCAUGGACAUAUGAUCAGGAAACACAACAAAUGCGAUACAAAAACAGAAGUUUGUGCCUAACAUUUGACGCCGAAGUCGGCAAAGUUCACCUCCAAGAGUGUCGUACCGAUGAUGAGUCACAACACUGGAUAUGGAAACAACUGAAACCCAGAAACUAAUAUUUUAAACUAAAUUUUU
Messenger RNA from Oppia nitens, 2111 nucleotides. It is a transcript of the gene Pgant7, whose product is annotated as N-acetylgalactosaminyltransferase 7-like. The record is from RefSeq and is a predicted model, not a curated record. NCBI's taxonomy places the organism in Eukaryota, Metazoa, Arthropoda, Arachnida, Sarcoptiformes, Oppiidae. The coding region runs from base 161 to 2092 and encodes 643 amino acids. Gene Ontology annotation, cellular component: Golgi apparatus. The transcript has 6 exons.